AUGAAGGGGCCGCUUAUCGGUGAUGGCCGCGAAUCAGCGACACUCGGGGACAUCUACCCAGGAGCCAUUGGACAAGCAGAGACAUUGGGCCGUAUUGUCAAGCUCAAGGAGCUAUCGAUUGUUGAGGCGGCGCACCGAUUCCCAGAGUGGGGAAGACUGACGGUUGGUGAACAAGAACAGGACUGGAGGUCUGGCAUUGUGAUCAAGAAUGCAGAUGGUGCGCAGUUCGGAGAUGUAUGCAUUUAUCGUGAGAGGGCAGACGACAACGAUGACAACAUCCUUUGUGCGCUACAGGCAAAGAAGCUAGAGAGUCUACUCUCAGCCGCGACCAUCCAGAGCGAGCAUAACAAAAACACAAGGACGAUCGAGAACAUACCACAUGGAUCGAUCUUGGAGCAGGAAGGAAUCAAACAAGCGCGUGCCAUCACUGUCCUUAUCACUACCGCGGAUAUGUCGGAUGACGCUCUUCGAAAGCUUGAGAGUUCGUUUCCCGACGACUGUCUCUUGAUCUACCGACGAACUUUCAACAAAUUCUUCGGCAACGCAUUCAGUGUACCUAUGGCCCUCGCAGUUUCAAAGGAUCUCAACUGGAAUAUCACGACUCAGGAGACUCUGAAAAAGAAGCAUAGGCUUGGAGACAAGGAGGCGGACCAAGUCCUCAAGAACAUGCCCUACCGCUCCGAGUAG
Molecule: messenger RNA, 687 nt
Organism: Linnemannia hyalina
Lineage: Eukaryota; Fungi; Mortierellomycota; Mortierellomycetes; Mortierellales; Mortierellaceae
Source: the annotation of a GenBank genome assembly